Molecule: messenger RNA, 3455 nt
Organism: Ruditapes philippinarum (Manila clam)
Lineage: Eukaryota; Metazoa; Mollusca; Bivalvia; Venerida; Veneridae
Product: fumarate hydratase, mitochondrial-like
Exons: 9
Coding region: 124-1542 (472 amino acids)
Biological process (GO): fumarate metabolic process; malate metabolic process; tricarboxylic acid cycle
Cellular component (GO): mitochondrion; tricarboxylic acid cycle heteromeric enzyme complex
Molecular function (GO): fumarate hydratase activity
Source: RefSeq, a predicted model, not a curated record
ACGUUUCUUUAAAAAUUACCGGAAAUAGAAAUGAUAAUCAUGUGAGACACUAUUUUUAUCUUCAAAGAAGAGUUCCUGAAGGGCAUCGUAAAUUUUUAAUCAUUUUCCUGACAGAAUCACAGCAUGUCAGUUACAGGGCUAGGUGAUGCUGGUAUGUAUCGCAUAGAAACUGAUAGUUUUGGAGAGAUACAGGUUCCAGCUAACAAAUACUAUGGUGCUAACACAGCUCGGUCAUUGAUAAAUUUCGACAUUGGUGGUCCAUCAGAGCAGAUGCCAAUACCAGUGAUAAAGGCUCUAGCUAUUCUGAAGUGUUGUGCUGCUAGAGUAAAUGAAGAAUUUGGUUUAAAACGAGAUCUAUCUAAAGCCAUUCAAGAGGCAGCAGAGGAGGUAUUGAAGGGAGGACUAAAUGAACAUUUUCCACUUGUUAUCUGGCAGACCGGCUCAGGUACCCAGAGUAAUAUGAACAUGAAUGAGGUACUCAGUAACAGGGCUAUAGAGAUACUAGGAGGAAAACUGGGCAGUAAAUCACCUGUACACCCCAAUGAUCAUGUUAACAUGAGCCAGAGUUCUAAUGAUACAUUCCCAACAGCAAUGCAUAUAGCAGUUGCUAUGGAGAUACAUGAGAGGUUGUUACCAGGGUUACAGAUGUUACAUGAUGCUUUAAAAUCAAAAUGUGAAGAGUUUAAAGACCUUGUGAAAAUAGGGAGAACUCAUACACAGGAUGCUACCCCAUUGACAUUAGGUCAGGAGUUUAGUGGUUAUGUACAACAGAUAAUAAAUGGUAUAGACAGAGUGAAGACUACACUACCUAGACUUUAUCAACUGGCUGCUGGGGGUACUGCAGUUGGCACUGGCUUGAAUACUAGAAUAGGAUUUGCUGAAAAAAUAGCAGCAGAAGUAGCAAAAUACACAGAUAUACCGUUUGUAACUGCCCCAAACAAGUUUGAAUCUCUUGCUGCCCAUGAUGCUAUGUUAGAAGUCCAUGGUGCCUUAAAUGUGGUGGCUACAAGCAUUAUGAAAAUUGCCAAUGAUAUACGGUUCCUGGGUUCUGGACCCAGGUGUGGACUAGGUGAACUAAGUCUGCCAGAGAAUGAACCAGGAAGCAGUAUCAUGCCAGGGAAGGUGAAUCCUACACAGUGUGAAGCUAUUACCAUGGUGUCAGCUCAGGUGAUGGGAAAUCAUGUGGCUGUGACAAUAGGUGGAAGUAAUGGCCAUUUUGAACUGAACUGCUUCAAACCAAUGAUGGUCAGUAAUGUACUUCAAUCUGUACGUCUACUGGCUGAUUCUAGUGUGUCAUUCACUAAGAACUGUGUGAAUGGUAUAAAAGCUAAUCGAGAUGUUAUAGGAAGAUUGCUCAAUGAGUCACUGAUGCUCGUCACAGCUUUAAAUCCUCAUAUAGGGUACGACAAGGCAGCUGAAAUAGCCAAAACUGCACAUAAAGAUGGGACCACUCUGAAAGCUGCAGCUUUGAAAUUAGGAUAUUUAACAGAUGAACAGUUUGAUAGCUGGGUGAAACCAGAGCAAAUGUUGGGACCAAAGUAACAAAUUGUGAUAAUGUGAUUAUAAUAGUUGGGACUAAACUUGACACUAUUGUGCCUUACAUACAUAUUCCAUUGAAUUGUGAUACCAUAAGAAGGUGCUUUAUUUAAUAUAUAGUAUAAUUUGGAUACGGGAAAAUUUCUGGUCAUUUGAAAGUGUACGGAAUAAAGGUUGUUUUUUGUUUAAUUUUCAAGUCUCAAUUUUAUUUUACGUGAAUUUGCAUUUUAUGUGAAUUUGCAUUUUCUUUUUGUUAAUUUUGAAUGUUUUACAUUUACAUUUUUAUCAAAAGUGUUUUACAACAUAUUUAGUUUGAUGUAAAUAUUUCAUUCCCAGCUCACUACUUAUAUGUUACUUAAGUUUAUAACUAAGUUGGUCUUUAAUUAGCUGUACACUGUUUAGCAGUGAAAAACUUUUCCUAUUCGUAACUUAGUCAACUGAUUACUAACAGUAUCACAAACUAAUCUAUGUGUGUUUUUUUUAACUGCUUUUGCAUGUAACCAAGGUCAAGCAAUGAUUAUUUUAUCCCAGUGUAGCUAUUGGAUAGUCAUUCAGCCAAUUUACAUAAAACUGUAAACACUGGGAGUUAGGCCCAUUGCCCUUGACCUCUGUAAAUUUUAUUCUUGGUUAAUGUUAAGACCUAUCCAAUCAGAUUACAGGUGUUUUUGUACCUGUAAUGUGUACCUGUAAUAAUGUAAUAAUUUGGGUAUAAAUCUACUGCUUGAAGUCAUUAUGUAAUUGUGAGAUUACACUUGGCAUUAAAUCAAAAUUUAAUAGUUAUUUUUAAAAUAAAGAGAAUACCGGUAUUAAAGAUGUUAUAUAUAUACAUGUAUAUGUAAGAUACAUGUAUACAGCUUUCCAUUAUACCAUAUAACACAAAUUUUCAUUAAGAGCAUGUCAUUAUAAUUAGAAACAAAAUACAUGUACAAAAUUGAUUUGAUCUAUGGAAUAUUUAAAUAUUUUGUUGCAUUGAUUUCAUUUAUGGAACAUUUAUUUAUAGACAGAAUCUCAGGUUAUUGUUUACCACAAACAGAGUUGAUUAUAAUCAAUUUUAUAAUACAUUUAGGAAAGUACUUAUCUUAUAUAUUUAUAUCAUAUUAUCAGACUGGAUUUUCUGAUGUUUUCACCAGUGCUGAAAAAUUUCAUCUUACAUGAAGGAUAUCAUUCUGGCACCUUUAUCAGUAACUGAAUAAGUCUUAUACUUAGGAUGAUGUUAUUCUACUCAUUCUCAUUUUCUGAAUGAAGUUGUCAAUUUAAAUUUAUAAGCUACUGGUGCUACAAUAUAAUAUUAUAAGAAAAAAAGAAGUGAACAAUUUUAUUUUUCCAACUACUUGUUUAAUUUAUAUGUGAUAUGCAAGAAAAGAAUCAAACACAGGCUAUUAUUGCUGACAGGAAUAUCUGGCUCUUGGGUAACUGUUUAGCAUUAAAUGCAGCAGAGCCUUGUUCCUGCCUAACACAGUUACCAUUCAGCCAGUGUAAAAUUGUUAUAAUUGUAAUGUUUCAGAAAUUGUUUUAUCAGAUGAUAAAAUCUGCAUUCCAUAAUUUCUUUGGCAUAUAAUUUUAUAUCUUUUCAUGAAAAAACAUGAUCAUUGUCAAAUCAAAUGUAGCCAUCUACUUAUAUAUAUACUCAACUUAUUUUUUCUGGUAAUGUUUGACUUUAUAAAUGAUAAAUGACAUGAAAUAUGCACUAUUUAUGCUUUAUUAAAGUUCAAAAGGUUUAUGAAAGGUUGAUAAAAAAAUGAAGUCAAUGAAAAAAAAGACAGGCUUUUUGGUCACAUGAUUCAUGCUGUUUUGUUUUUGUUGUUUUAUUUUUUGGUUACAGGGUUGUAAUCUUGUCCUUUGGUGCAUUUAUUUUACCAUUAAUAUACAUUGUAUUGAAACCUAUACAGGAGAAAUAAUGAAUAAAAUUGACAAUCAAA